This is a messenger RNA of Effrenium voratum, 1102 nucleotides long. The record is from the annotation of a GenBank genome assembly. NCBI's taxonomy places the organism in Eukaryota, Dinophyceae, Suessiales, Symbiodiniaceae.
UCAAGCCUCGGCUCGACUUGGCCCGGGUGCGUGUGGCAUGGCUGCAGAGGAGCAAGGCGAGCUGAGCUUGACAUUCUUCUGCAAGGCAAAUGCGCCUCUGAAGCUGUCCUUCCCAGCCACCCUUACAGGGGAGGAGCUCAAGGAGCGGCUCCGGGAGCCGCUGCAGCUGGGCGGUGAGGCCUUGGCGCUGAGCUUCCAGAAUGGGUCCAGGAACUCUGUGAAGAAGGUCCUGGAAGAGAAGCAAAGCCUUGCAGAGCAGGGGGUCGAGGAUGGAGCCUCUGUCACCGUCAAGGUGGAUGCGUUUGAGGUCCGCCCGGAGAACUCCUUCCUGCGGGAGUCCAUCAAAAACAACGGCGGCAACAGCUACUACUACGCGCAUGCCAACGAGAAGGAGCUUCCUCCAGAGGUGCGUUACGUCUAUGGCGGCGAGCCCAUCAAGCUAGAAUGCAACCAGCCAGGGGCACCCCUCAAGGCUUCCGUGGCUAAAGCUUUGACACACUACUCCUGGGCUGACGAGGGGGAGUUCGUUUGCAUCUACGUGUCUGCGGAGGGGGAGCCGGAGGCCAUCGAUGCUGCCAAGGAUGGGGAAGUCAAGGUCCACUUCGAGGCCAGAUCUGCGGAGCUGCGGAUCUGCAAGGACUCCAAGGAGUUCGCCCUGAGCCUUAAGCAGCUGGAGGGCGAGAUCGUGCCAGACGAGUCCAAACACCGGGUCAGCGCCGGAAAGCGGGUGACGUUGAAGAUGAAAAAGAAGAGGACGGUGACUUGGACCCGACUUCAGCAGGGCAAGUAGGCGAUCCACCAAACCUCUAUGUGUCACCCCAUACAACUCUUCCAGUAUCGCUUGGCUGAUGUGAGCAUGUGUAGAGAAAUUGCAGGCGCAACUGCACUUGCCUUACAUGAAGCCAGGCAAGUACAAGGCAGUGCUCCCGGAUUCAACAGAAUAGAGUGGACAAGUUUCUUGAAAGAGGACUCGUGAUCCGCCGAGUGCAAGGCAAGCAAUGUAGAGAGAAGUUGCUAGGGGACUCAAGAGUCCAUCAAGUGCAUGAUCCGAGGGAAGCAAUUCGCUUCCUUGAUUGUCUCAGUCGAGCAAAGGAAGUCAGGA